Molecule: messenger RNA, 1387 nt
Organism: Polistes canadensis
Lineage: Eukaryota; Metazoa; Arthropoda; Insecta; Hymenoptera; Vespidae
Product: annexin B9-like
Exons: 7
Coding region: 163-1134 (323 amino acids)
Cellular component (GO): cytoplasm
Molecular function (GO): calcium ion binding; calcium-dependent phospholipid binding
Source: RefSeq, a predicted model, not a curated record
CUAUUCUUCUCUUCUCUCUCUCUCUCUCUCUUUAUUACUCAUCGACGGAGAAAAUGUAUUGACGUGUUCCAACAUUCAGUCUGUUAUUACGCGAUUGUACCGCAUAGGAGAAACUUAAACGAAAUAACGAAACUACUGUAUUAUUUAUAACGGUCGAACAAUAUGUCUCAACAAUAUUAUCCAUUCAAAUGUACACCAACUGUAUAUCCUGCGGAUCCGUUUGAUGCUAAUGCGGAUGCGGCUGUGCUUAGAAAAGCGAUGAAAGGUUUUGGAACGGAUGAGAGAGCUAUCAUUGAUGUAUUAACCAGAAGAGGAAUAGUCCAACGUUUAGAAAUUGCUGAAGCUUAUAAAACUUUAUAUGGAAAAGAUCUAAUAAGUGACCUUAAAAGUGAGCUUACAGGGAAAUUAGAAGAUGUUAUAGUUGCCCUUAUGACGCCUUUGCCGCAUUAUUAUGCUAAAGAAUUGCAUAAUGCAGUAAGUGGAUUAGGAACAGACGAAGAAGCUAUUGUAGAAGUUCUUUGCACGCUUAGUAAUUAUGGUAUUCGCACUGUCGCUGCAUUUUAUGAGAAUUUAUACAGUAAAACUUUGGAAAACGACUUAAAGGGAGAUACUUCAGGUCAUUUCAAAAGAUUGUUAGUAUCUCUUGUUCAGGCUAACAGGGAUGAAAAUCAAGGAAUAGAUCACGAUCAAGCGGUUGCUGAUGCUCAAGCACUUUAUGAAGCUGGUGAAAAGCAAUGGGGUACCGACGAAUCUCAAUUUAAUGCUAUAUUAAUUACACGAAGUUAUCAACAAUUAAGACAAACCUUCUUAGAAUAUGAAAAAAUUGCUGGACAUGACAUAGAAGUUGCCAUCAAAAAGGAAUUUUCUGGAAGCAUCGAAAAAGGCCUGUUAGGAAUAGUGAAAUGUGUUAAAUCGAAGGUAGGUUUCUUUGCUGAACGUUUAUAUGACAGCAUGCAUGGAAUUGGAACAAAAGAUAAAACUUUGAUUCGCAUUAUUGUAUCAAGAAGUGAAAUAGAUUUAGGUGAUAUUAAAAAAGCUUUCGAAGAACGUUAUGGUAAAAGUUUGGAAAGUUGGAUCGCUGAUGAUACAUCUGGUGACUACAAAAAAGCUCUUUUGUCUUUAGUUUCUACUUAAUUCUAAUUAAAUAACAUUCAAUGUAUUAAGAUUAUAAAGAAUAUAAGUAAACUUUUGCAGUUUAUAAUAAUAUCAGCAUGAUAUUCAAUAUUAUCUAAUAUUAAAAUUAUAUAAGUCAUUUUUUUAGAAUCUCAAUAUUUCUCGAAGUAUAAAGUUUUAUCGUUAUGAGAGUUUGGAUGUUUAGCACAAGGUAAAAGAUUCUUUCGUAUGUCCAAAAGUUUAAUUAUACGUAUAAAUAUAUAUUUUUUACACA